UAAUGGUCUGUUGUAAGUUUCAAGCAAAAGAGACUAAAUAGAGAGACGCAGCAAAUUCUGCUAUAAGUACUCUCCGUCUCUCCCUCUGUAUAUUCCUCGAAUCUUCACCUUUCCUCCACCAGAUUCCUCAGAUCUCCAUUUCCGUGCCCUAGAACUCUCUCUCUUUCUCCAUCUCUCUCGCUAGAUCCGUGUAAACGGCGUUUCAUUUCCGUAAUUUUCGAAUCGGAACAGUGAAAUCUCCGUUUUCCUUCCCAGUAGCUCGAAUCUGAUCGGAAAAGGCGAAUUUCGAUGCCGGAUUCUAAUCGAAGAAAGGCGAAUUCCGGUGAAUUUGAUUUUCGAAUUCGAUUGUAGCGUUUGAUUUCGAAUCAGAUAUCAGAAAACUUGAUUCAGGAAUUUUCCGGUCAUUUUCUUCGGGAUCGGGGGAAUGACACCGAUGGAGUUUCUGGUGGCGGGAUCUUGUUGAAUCUGAAUGGUUUCGAUCUUAAAAAUGCUGAUGAGUUGAGGACAUUGCUUUUGUUGGUGUGGCUGCUUUUGCACUGUAGAGUGUUACAGUGCUGAUACUUGGCUGGCACUUGGUGUUGAGCGGAUGAAGAACGGGAUGAUAGAAUGCAGUGUCUGCCAUUCUAAAUUGGUUUCCCCAACUACCAGAGCUGUCUCGAGGGCCUAUGACCAGCAUAGGAGCAAGAUAUCAUCAAAGCAUCGUGCUCUCAAUGUCUUCUUGGUCGUUGGUGACUGCAUCUUGGUUGGUCUUCAGCCUAUUUUAGUCUUUAUGUCUAAGGUGGAUGGGAAGUUCGAGUUUAGUCCUGUCAGCGUUAAUUUUUUGACAGAAGCUGCAAAGGUUGUCUUUGCUGUUGUUAUGCUUUUGUUCCAGGCUAGACAUCAGAAGGUUGGAGAGAAAUCCCUUCUUUCACCUUCUACGUUGGUGCAGGCAGCUCGUAACAAUGUCCUUCUUGCUGUUCCAGCUUUUCUAUAUGCCAUCAAUAACUAUCUAAAGUUUACCAUGCAGCUGUAUUUUAAUCCUGCUACUGUGAAAAUGCUGAGCAACCUGAAGGUAUUAGUAAUUGCUCUCCUAUUAAAGAUAAUAAUGAGACGGCGGUUUUCAAUAAUUCAGUGGGAGGCUCUUGCUUUGCUGCUUAUUGGAAUUAGUGUGAAUCAGCUUCGAUCACUACCUGAGGGUACUACUGCUUUGGGUGUUCCAGUUGCAAUGGGUGCAUAUGUAUAUACAUUGAUCUUUGUAACUGUUCCCUCUAUGGCAUCAGUUUACAAUGAAUAUGCUUUGAAGAGCCAAUUCGAUACAAGCAUCUAUCUUCAGAAUUUAUUUCUAUAUGGCUAUGGUGCUAUAUUCAAUUUUCUUGGUAUUCUUGGGACAGUCAUCGUCAAAGGGCCCAGCAGCUUUGAUAUCCUUCAUGGCCACUCAAAGGCUACACUGUUUCUUAUAUGCAACAAUGCAGCACAAGGGAUUUUGUCCUCAUUUUUCUUCAAAUAUGCAGACACAAUUUUGAAGAAAUAUUCAUCAACUGUUGCAACAAUAUUUACUGGCAUAGCUUCUGCAGCUUUGUUUGGUCAUACUCUGACUAUAAACUUUAUCCUGGGAAUCUCUAUUGUCUUUAUCUCAAUGCACCAGUUCUUCUCACCACUUGCAAAAGUCAAAGAUGAACCACAAAUCGAGAAGUUAGAAAUGAUGGGUCAGAAUAAUCACAGGUCAAAUGAUUCAUCUUUCAUAGAUAUGGCGGCUGGAGCAACUGAGGAUGCUAGCCAUCGUGUCGGAACUGGUGACCGAGAACCACUUCUCCCCAAAUGAUGUUAUUCUUGAGGGAAUGUUUGCAAGGAGAUUCUUUUGGCCGGUGGACUUCGUUUUGCUAUUUAGACAUGAGCCAGUUCUCACUAAAAUUAAUAAAAUAAGAUGAGUAGAAAAGAAGAGAAGAAAAAGUUUUUUAAAAAAAUGAAGAUAUUUUUUCCCCACUUUUUUUUUUGGGUCCCGUUCCUCCCUUUGGCAUUCUUACACUUAUACUGUAACUUCUGGUAAGAGAGUCAAAGGAGAAGAGAGCAAGAGCAUUGGUUUUUGUAAUGUAAGAAACGGAUUUGAGAGCUGCUGUCAGCUGUAUCCAUUCGAAGGGCAGAAAAGUUCCUGUUUCCCCGCCUUAAAAUGCAUAUGCAGACGAGGUACUGUUGCUGUGUAUUUCAUUUCUAGUAAAAAAGAAGAAGGAAGAAGCAAUCUCCUCAUUUCCUUUUUAACUCAAAUGAUGUUGUAUCCUUUUGUUCUGGUUCCUUGGACAUUGAUACACAUUUUAGUAAUUCUGUCUUUCCGUAUUAUUAUUUAACAGCAGAUGUUACUUGUCCA
Magnolia sinica is the source of this 2341-nucleotide messenger RNA. RefSeq names its product CMP-sialic acid transporter 5-like. Lineage: Eukaryota; Viridiplantae; Streptophyta; Magnoliopsida; Magnoliales; Magnoliaceae. Gene Ontology annotation, molecular function: pyrimidine nucleotide-sugar transmembrane transporter activity. The coding region runs from base 587 to 1801 and encodes 404 amino acids. Gene Ontology annotation, cellular component: Golgi membrane. The transcript has 17 exons. The record is from RefSeq and is a predicted model, not a curated record. Gene Ontology annotation, biological process: pyrimidine nucleotide-sugar transmembrane transport.